Molecule: messenger RNA, 318 nt
Organism: Ostertagia ostertagi
Lineage: Eukaryota; Metazoa; Nematoda; Chromadorea; Rhabditida; Trichostrongylidae
Source: the annotation of a GenBank genome assembly
AUGAUAUCUAUAGCGUUAUGGAUGGUAUAUGCCCUAAUCGGCUACUUUCUUCUGAAACGACUCAUUCUCGAGCACAUUUACAUUGAUCACCGUGGAAAGUAUGUGUUCAUCACUGGCUGUGACAGCGGUUUCGGUCGAUUACUUGCACUUAAAUUACUGAAAAUGGGAGUGAACGUCUUUCGCCGGAUGUUACACCGAAAAUGGUCGCGAAGAUCUAAUCAAAUGCGGUCAUCAAAUUCUUUCGGGCGGUCAACUACAUACGGUUCUGAUCGACGUCACCAGCGACGAGAGCGUUAUCAAAGCAAAAGCCGAGGUUGA